Paramecium octaurelia is the source of this 1161-nucleotide messenger RNA. The record is from the annotation of a GenBank genome assembly. NCBI's taxonomy places the organism in Eukaryota, Ciliophora, Oligohymenophorea, Peniculida, Parameciidae.
AUGGAUUAAUUUCUUAACGAAUUUGAACAAUAUUGUAGAAAUAUAGGCAUUCUAGAGUAGGAAUCGAAUUUUGAAGAAAGGGCAGAUGAACUAGGCUAAAUCUUAUUCAAGCACAUCCUGAAACUAAAUAAGGAAUCACUAAUGUAAUUGUCCAAUCGAAUUGCAAAAUAAUGGUUGGAUCAGCAGACUUCAAAGACUGCUCAACCGAACAGUGCAUAAUAAAAUACAAAGAGAAGCAAGCAUAGUUAAUCAACACCAUAAGAAUCUAUGAAAAGUAUUAUAAAUAGCAAUAUUUAAUCAACAAAUUAUUUAUAUGAUCAAUAUAUAUAAAAAGAGGAAAACAAAAUUCUAAAAUCUCAAAAGAUUAUUGAAGAAUAAUUGAAAGAAUGCACAUUUUAACCUUAAAUCCUAAAAAAGAGUCAACAACUUGAUACCAACAUUCCAGUACAUGAUAGAUUAGCCAAAUUUGGAACCGAUUAAAAACUGAAAUAAUAAAUUAGCUCAGAAAUUAAAGAUAAAAAUGAUCUAAAAUAAUGUACAUUUAGACCUCAAGUCAAUAAUAAAGGCUCUAAGGUUUUGGAAGGUGAUCCAUUCUCGAGGCUCUAUUUAAAUGCAUUAUCAUAACGAUUAUCCAAGCCUCAGAGUCAAGAAAAGGUCUAUUCACAUAAACCAUAACUAAUCAGUCAGCCACCCCAAUAAUAAUUAGGCUACUUGACUGUGCCAGUAGAAUAACGCUUAUAUAAUAACUUCUUUGAUCAAUAGUAAUCUCUUGUGUAGCAAUAAGAAGUGGAGAAAUUAGCUGAACUUGAAGAAUGCACAUUUACACCGAUGAUAAACCAAUAUGCUUCAAUCUCAAAUGGAGUUGAAAAUAAAUCGAAGGUGUUUGAAAGACUUUACAACAAAUCUGCAACUCUAAAAUCAAAUUCAGAGAUGAAAGAUCAGACUCAAACUCUAAAUCGAUUUUCCAGUAGUAAAUAAUCAGAAUAGAUCAUAAGAAAUGCCAGUUUUGAUAAAUCUAAAUAUGUAUCUUAGUUUUAGAUUGAAUAAUCUCCAUAUGAUAGAUUACAUGAAGAAUAUAAAAGAAUUUAGAAGAAGAAAAAGAUAAUUGAAAAUUAAGUUUUCUCUAGUAUUCCAUUUAAACCUAAAAUUAAUAAAAAAUGA